CUCUUCGGUUUCGCUACUUCGAAGCAACUCAAACCACAACAACUUCCUUUAUUCUUUUUUUUUUACUCUGAUUUUGUGAAUUAAGAUGGACGUUGUUGAGAGAAAAAGACCUAGAGGAGCGUUUCUUAAUCUGUUUGAUUGGCAUGGAAAAUCCAGGAAGAAGCUUUUCUCAUCUAAUAUCUCUCAACUCUCUGAAGAAUCUAAGCAAGCAAAAGAGAAUGUUCAAAACCCCUCUAUUACGCGGCAUUCUGUUUUUGAGGUUGAUCAGAGUGUAAAGAACCCAACUUACAACCCGAGAAGUGACUCUAGCUGUUGUGCUUCUUCUGUAACCAGUGAUGAUGGAAAUGUGGUUAGAGCAAGUGUGGUAGCGAGGCUCAUGGGUUUAGAGGGUUUACCACUACCAAACGUUUUGGAACCACGGGUUAAUCCUGAUCUGGAUCCAUACUUUCUAAGAUCCUCGCGCCAAGCAAACACUUGGGAUGCUAAUGUUGAUCGUCAAAGUGACUUCGAUGGUGUUUCUUGGGAUCAUUUGGAUUCAAGAACCAGUAAAGGGCCGCGUAAGAGGAUGAUUGAGCGAUUUCAAACCGAAACUUUACCCCCAAGAUCAGCUAAACCGAUCUCUGUCACUCACAAUAAGCUCUUGUCUCCAAUAAGGAAUCCUGGAUUUGUUCCAUCUAGGAACCCUGCUUAUGUAAUGGAAGCUGCUUCAAGAAUGAUCGAGCAAAGUCCUAGGAUGAUUGCAAGAACACGGGUGGUGUCAUCGUCUGAUUCUUCUUCCCCAGUUCCAUUGAGGAUUCGAGAUUUGAAAGAGAAACUAGAAGCUGCGCAGAAAGCGUCGACUUCAGUUCUUCCUCAAAUCUCUAAUGCUACUCACAACAGUAGGUACUUAAGAGGAGAUCAAAACGAGAAGAAAACUACAGUAUUGGGGAAAAGCAGUUGUGAUGGGUUGAAAAGUGAAGUGAAGCCACCUUCUUUCUCUGCGCAAGCAAAAGCCAGCAGUAAUCAGAAGCAAGACAGCUUAACAACGUCCUCAAGUGGCAACAAGAGGAUGUCUUCGGGACAAAAGGAGAAAGUGGAAGCUAAGAAUAGGGCGGUUAAAAGCCAAAACAGUAUCAAAGGAACUUCCUCGAGCACCGGAAAGAAUGUGCUUAAGCAGAACCACCAGAAGCAGAACUGCAGAGACAAUCAGCAAUCCAGGAGACCGAAAAAACCGACUUCUUUACCUUUAUCCCGCAAAAAAAGUCUUCCUCGAAACAAAAAACCACGGAAUGGAGUGCAAGAAUCGGGAAUUUAUGAAGAUAAGAGGAUCAAAAGGGGUGAAAAGUCGAUAAAAUGUAACAUUUCCAUUGAUGGCGACUCAAGUACGAGUAAAGAUGAUCAGAAAAGGGACAUGGAUGUGAUAUCUUUCACUUUCUCAUCUUCGAUCAAAGGUUUAUCAUCUCAUCCACAAGGAACCAAACAAGAUGCAGACUCUGCUAUAAAGUUCAAUGUGAUAGGUGGUGAUUCUUUAAAUGCGCUUUUGGAGCAGAAGCUCAGGGAAUUGACCUCAAAGAUUGAAUCAUCUAGCUCUAGCUUGAUCCAAGAAGAGUCCUUGAGUUCCAUUUCAAAUGAUAGAGCGAAUGCGAUGAUUUCAUCGCCAUCAAAAUAUAGCGAACUGACUCAAAGCAGUAUUGAUAGAAUUUUAACAGAGAGUGAAUCUGUUUCUGACUGCACUUCAUUCUAUAACAACCAGAAAGUCCAGAAGAAGAAGACGAUACAGGGAGAAGAACAAGAAGUUAGCAGCAUCACCACUCUUACAGAAGCUGAUGAUUUUGCACUCUCCUGCAGCAAGAGUAUCUCAGAUUGCAGACAUGACAGAGAAUAUGGCAUGAAACAGAGUUCAUCAGAUCAAGAGCUCACUUGCGUUUCAUCAAACGAGUCCCAGCGCACCUUAGAUGAAACAGAAUCACCAACACUCGAUUGGGAGCUCGAGUACAUAACCGAGAUCCUCAACUCUGGGCAGCUCAUGUUUCAAGACUUUGCCUCAGGGACAACCACUAAUGAAUCAUUAUUACCCUCGAGCCUCUUUGAUGAAAUGGAACGCUCUCGAGGAACUGCAAAGUCAAUGAAGACAGAAAGAAAAGCGCUUUUCGACUGUGUGAAUCAGUGCUUAGCGGUGAAAUUUGAAAGGAUGUUAAUUGGAAGCUGCAAAGGGAUGAUGAUGUCAGGUGGGAUUUUGUUGGAACAUAGAGAUUUGUUGGCUGAAGAAGUGAACAGAGAAGUAAAAGGGUUGAAGAAGAUGAGAGAAAUGAUGAUUGACGAGCUUGUGGAUCAUGACAUGAGCUGUUUCGAAGGAAGAUGGAUUGGUUACGAAAGAGAGAUGUUUGAGGAAGGCAUAGACAUGGAAGGAGAGAUUGUUUCUGAUUUGGUUGAUGAUUUAGUAAGUGAUCUUUUCUCUAUUAGUGUUCUUAAACGGUCAUUGUAAACUUGUAUUGUCUACUUAAGAAGCUUCUUCUGGUUCUGAAAUUGUCUGCAUGAAGUGAAGUAAAUCCGAAUGAUAUACGGCCCAGAAGAAGUGUCACUCUUUUCAUUUAAAUUGAUCUAAUGAAUACUCGAAACUGUU
Arabidopsis arenosa is the source of this 2602-nucleotide messenger RNA. The record is from the annotation of a GenBank genome assembly. NCBI's taxonomy places the organism in Eukaryota, Viridiplantae, Streptophyta, Magnoliopsida, Brassicales, Brassicaceae.